AUGAGCAGCGGUUGCAACUGUCCGGUGACCCAACCGGGACCGACGUUGGCCAGCACGUGCGGCGGGUCGGCGUUCAUGUUGUUCAUGGGCCUAUUGGAGGUGUUCAUCAGAUCACAGUGUGACAUCGAAGACCCGUGCGGCCGGCCGUUGAACAGAGCGUUGCCGGACAAUGAGUACGACUUCAUCGUCGUGGGCGGCGGAACGGCUGGCAGCGUGAUGGCCAGCAGACUCAGCGAGGUACCACAGUGGAAAGUUCUGUUGAUUGAAGCGGGUGGUGAUGAACCAACCGGCACACAAGUUCCGUCAAUGUUUCUUAAUUUUUUGGGUUCGUCAAUCGAUUGGAGUUAUAAUACAGAACCUGAAGAAAUGGCAUGUUUAAGUAGUCCGGAGAGAAGAUGCAACUGGCCUAGAGGAAAGGUGUUGGGCGGUACGAGCGUGAUGAACGGCAUGAUGUACAUGCGGGGCAGCCGACACGACUUCGACGGCUGGGCCAAGAUGGGCAACCCGGGCUGGAGCUACCAGGAAGUGUUACCGUACUUCCUCAAGUCCGAGGACAACCACCAGGCGACCAUUAUGGACGCCGGUUUCCACGGAGUCGGUGGUCCACUGCCGGUCGGACAGUUCCCGUACCACCCUCCGUUGUCGCACGCCAUCUUGCAGGCCGGUCUGGAGCUCGGCUACCAGGUGCGCGAUUUGAACGGGGCUCUGCACACAGGUUUUGCGAUCGCGCAGACCAUGUCCAAGAACGGUUCACGGUACAGCUCUGCUCGAGCGUUCCUGCGACCAGCUAAAGAUCGAUCCAACUUGCACGUGAUGCUCAACGCCACGGUGACUCGAGUGCUCAUCGAUCCCAAGAAGAAGGCUGCAUACGGCGUGGAGGUGUACAGCGGGGCGGACGGACGGAAAAUCUCGAUCAAUGCUCGACAAGAGGUAAUCGUGUCCGGCGGUGCGGUCGCAUCGCCACAGUUGCUGCUGUUGUCGGGCGUCGGGCCAAAGGAUGACCUGCGAGCAGUCGGCGUGCCAGUCGUGCACGACCUACCGGGCGUCGGCCGAAACCUUCACAACCACGUGGCUUUCUUCGUCAAUUUCCGCAUCAAUGACACGUCAACGACGCCAUUGAAUUGGGCUACCGCCAUGGAGUACCUAUUGUUCCGGGACGGACUCAUGUCCGGUACCGGAAUAUCCGAGGUGACCGCCGUGUUGCCGUCCAAGUAUGUAAACCCCGCCGACGACAAUCCCGACCUGCAGUUCUUCUUCGGCGGUUACCUAGCCGACUGCGCCAAGACCGGUCAGGUAGGCGAGAAAUCGGGCAGCGGCGAGGGCGACAGCCGCCGCGUCAUCAAUAUGAUACCGGCUGUGUUGCAUCCCAAGAGCCGUGGCCAGCUCAAGCUCAAGUCAUCCGACCCACUCGCGCAUCCUGCAAUCCACGCUCGUUACCUGAGUCAUCCCGACGACGUGGCUGUGCUGGUGGACGGCAUCAAGUUAGCGAUCCGGAUGUCCGAAACUCCCGCCCUCCGCAAGUACGGCAUGGAACUGGACCGGACGCCGGCGAUGGGCUGCGAGGACUUAGAGUUCGGUUGUGACGCGUACUGGGAGUGCGCGGUGCGCCGGAACACCGGGCCGGAAAACCACCAGGCCGGAAGUUGUCGGAUGGGUCCACCCAGCGACCCGGGCGCUGUUGUCGACGCAGAGCUCCGCGUGCACGGCAUUGAUCGGCUGCGAGUGGUCGACGCUUCUGUGAUGCCGGCCGUCACGUCCGGAAACACCAAUGCUCCGGUGGUGAUGAUCGCCGAAAAGGCGUCGGAUAUGAUCAAGGCCCGGUGGGUGGGCCGAAAGCCGUGGAGCAAGUGGUAAGGCGACCGAAUGGCGGCCGAGCGGCGACGUCCUAUUUUAAUAAAUUUGUAACACUAUUGGUGCUAGAAUUGUUAGAAAAUCACAAAAUAAUAUUAAAUAUUAGUUAGUAUACAUAGCUUAUACACGGACGCUAAAAACAAAUACAUUGGAAACUAUUUUCAUUUCUGUUUUAUAGAUUAAGAAAUAUUUAUUGUAAAACACUAUUAAAAUAAGCAAAACACAAUAUCACCAAUAUUAGCAUAACAUAAUUUAAUUGACAACUGAUAUCUAAACGGCCGGGUUAGGUUAGGUAAUGGCCGUAACUGACCGUAAACUCUGAAUAUCAAAAAUUAUAUUUUUCAUAUAAUGCCGUUGGUUCUAAAUUCUCUGUGAUGAUGACAAUAAAUCGAAAUAUUAUUCAUGAAUCUUAUGCAGAUCAUAGUUUUAUUCGAAUUAAGUUAUAAAAUUUUAUUUUUUUUUGAAUUUACAUGUACAGGCAUAUAAUAUAUAUAUAGUUCUGUGCAUAUUUACAUUUUAAAUGCAUUAUUAUUGUAAAACCAAUCCUGGCAAUCCUGUUCUCGGCAUUGUAUUCGAAAAAUUGUUCAGGGCUCGCCUUAAUGUUUUGCCUCCGCACUACCCCACCACAAAUCAAUCACUUCAUUUAUAAAAAAAAAAAAUUGUAUCAUCACCUGACACCUUAUAUUAUGUACAUCGGUUUCGUACUGCACGGCACAACAUAUUGAUAAUAAGGUCGCCCUUAUCACAAUAUCAUAUUGUUUUAGAUCACGAUCGUGUCAACGCAUCAAUAAAUCUCAACGCUCUAUAAUAUAUCACUAUCUAUAAUAAUAUUAUAUUAUUUCUCAUUGUGUAUAUAAUACAAACACCAUUCGCACGCUCUAUCACGCCGACAACGACGAUGAAAUCACUCUCUGUAAAGUCACCGACAAAUAUCCGUUUGGUUUUGCUCUUAUUGGUUGUAUAUGUGUGUGUUUUUUUUUUUUCUAGAAGAUUAUUGUUAUUGUUUUUACAGAAAGCGGUCCCAUUGUACGUCCACGUCCCGCGACCGGCCUUCAAGUCGUCGCCACCGAAUAUAUACACCUAUUUAGGUACCUACCUACUAUAUUAUUACGUAUACGACAAUACGACACGUUUACGAGUUAGAGUUACGAGCUCGGUAUGUUUGUAUACGCACUAAAAUUAGUAUACAGUUAUUCGUUAAGUCCUACUAUUUACAGAGCACGCUUUUAAUAAAUGUAUCGAUUAAUUAAUAUUAUUAUUAUCGUUAUUGUAUCAGAACGUUUUAUAAUCAUAUUACGUAUCUAUAGUUCUUAUUAAAAUGAUAUUUUAGUUGGUAGCGUAACGUAACGUAUAAAGUAUAAUAAUGUUAUUAAAAUAUAUUAAAAUGCCAUGACGAGAAAUUAUAGGGCCAUUAUUAUAAUAUUUAAUAAUGUUAUUAAGAAGCGAAUUGGCCAACAAAUAUUGUAAUAUUUAUAUACGUGUGUAUAUUGUUAAGUAUAUUUGAUACAUUAUAUUAUUAUUUUGUUUAUAAUAUCAAUACGCUCAUACAUAAAGCUGCGCGUUGUGUUUUAGUCUUUAGUUUGGCAUUGUAAAAUGUACAAUGGUCAAUGAUCAUUAUUUUCACCUAGGUACCUAAAUUAUGUAUGUCAUAUACACAAGUAGGCAACAUUUUAGGAAUCACUUUAUUUGUGAUAAAUCAUGACAAAAUAAUUGGUUUAUUCUAUACUGUGGUUAAGUGAUAUGCACAAUUUUUUUUUUUUUUUAUCGUUGUUAAAACAUGCACUAAACAUAAUUAUUAAGCACAUAGACCUAUAUUAAUUUAUGCUACAUUAUAUAUUAUAAAUAAUAUUAUUAUUCUAUCGUCAUAUUAUAUUGUAUCAGAAUAUGCAUUUUAUUUAUCACGCAAUAGUUAUAAGUAUGUAUUUUAUCGUAAUUUAAUUCUUUCAUUUAAAAGACCAAAAACAAAAUUUAAU
Rhopalosiphum maidis (corn leaf aphid) is the source of this 3824-nucleotide messenger RNA. RefSeq names its product glucose dehydrogenase [FAD, quinone] (gene Gld). Bases 1 to 1854 code for a protein of 617 amino acids. Gene Ontology annotation, molecular function: oxidoreductase activity, acting on CH-OH group of donors; flavin adenine dinucleotide binding. The transcript is spliced from 3 exons. The record is from RefSeq and is a predicted model, not a curated record. NCBI's taxonomy places the organism in Eukaryota, Metazoa, Arthropoda, Insecta, Hemiptera, Aphididae.